Ostreobium quekettii is the source of this 594-nucleotide messenger RNA. The record is from the annotation of a GenBank genome assembly. Lineage: Eukaryota; Viridiplantae; Chlorophyta; Ulvophyceae; Bryopsidales; Ostreobiaceae.
AUGACUCGUGACGUUGCACCAUGCAUUGGCCAUCACAAACCUGCACUGAUCGAGUCCCGCUUUUUCCCAGCUCUCCAGGGCAUCAGUGGGAAGGUGAAUGCAAAUGAUACCACCACUGCCAUUUAUACCAAAGACACACCAAAGGAGAUCAAAUCAAAGAUAUCCAAGCAUGCAUAUUCUGGAGGCCAUCCAACAAUUGAGGAGCACCGCGAGAAAGGGGCAAACCUGGAUGUUGACAUCCCUUCAAGUAUCUGUCCUUCUUUUUGGACGAUGAUGAGAAGCUGGAAACGAUCAGGGGAAGUCAAAGCUGACGUAAUUCAGCUCCUCCAGGAACUCGUUGUUCGACACCAGGCUGCACUCUCCAAUGUCAGAGGAAGUGGUGGACAUGUUCAUGGCUGCCAGGCCUAUGCCAGGAUUGUUUCAGUGGCGUUACCCACCAUUACAUACAGCAUCGAUUUGGUGCGUUUGCUCGGCAGCAGGAUGUGGCAGUUUGUGAGGGCCUUUGGAUGGUUCUUAGGCCAAGUGACACUCUACUGCCGUUCUUUUCCCUCUUAUUUUAUCGGACAGGAAUGGUUUACCAUGUACGCACAUUGA